This is a messenger RNA of Eublepharis macularius, 777 nucleotides long. It is a transcript of the gene FASLG, whose product is annotated as Fas ligand. Gene Ontology annotation, cellular component: membrane. Gene Ontology annotation, biological process: extrinsic apoptotic signaling pathway via death domain receptors; immune response; apoptotic process. The transcript is spliced from 4 exons. Lineage: Eukaryota; Metazoa; Chordata; Lepidosauria; Squamata; Eublepharidae. The record is from RefSeq and is a predicted model, not a curated record. Gene Ontology annotation, molecular function: tumor necrosis factor receptor binding. The coding region runs from base 1 to 777 and encodes 258 amino acids.
AUGCAGCGGAGUCCUCCUCCUCUUUAUCCCCAGGUCUUCUGGACAAGCAGCAGUGCCGUUUCGAGCUCCAGUUGUGGCCCGCUGGGAUUGUACCCCACUGGGGCGGGGCCCCCUCAGGACAAUUGCUCCUCUUGGCCUGUGCCACAGAGGGCAAGGCAGAGAUCGAACUCUAAGGACGGGACGUGCCUCUGUUUCUUGGCAGCUUUUCUGCUGAUUUUACUGGCCCUCACCGGGGUUGGAUUAGCCAUGUUUCGGAUCUUCCGUCUGCAGAAGGAGUUGGAGGUAACUUCUAGUGGACAUAUGCCUCAAUCGCCAGAGAUGCACAAAGGUUUCCUGAACAAAACAACGGAAAAGAUGAUCAAGAGGAGAGCGCACGUAACAGGUAAAGCCAACCAGAAGUCCCUGCCACUAGAAUGGGAUAAUACCUACGGACAUGCUUUCGUUUCCGGGGUUCGAUAUGAAAACAAGGGCCUGGUGAUUGAUGAAGCUGGCCUCUACUUUGUGUACUCGAAAGUGUUCUUCCGAGAUCAGGACUGCAUCAACCAGCCCCUCGACCACGUGGUUUUCAAAAAAAGCAAAGGUUAUCCUCGUCCCCAAGUGCUGAUGGAGGACAGGAAAAUGAACUACUGCUCGACAAAGGGCAUUUGGAGCACAAGCAGCUAUCUUGGUGCCUUGUUCAACCUUUCCAGGCAAGACAGUGUGUAUGUGAAUGUGUCUCAGGUCACACUGGUGAAUCCUGAGGAGUCGAAAACUUUCUUUGGUUUAUAUAUGCUUUAA